GGGCCCCUUCCUUCCUCGGUCUCGGAGCGGUCGCCGGCCUGGCACCCAGAUGUCUCCCUGGGCCCACGUCCGGAGUGGUCAGAGGGUCCCGCCCAAAAGCCUGAAACCUUUUGGGGCGAGGGCGGGUCUGGGCCCCCCCCCAGGCUCCACUUCAGGCUGGACCAGGCCUGGAGGUGUUGAGGUGCCUGUUGCUUGCUCAAAAGCUGCCUGUUCCAGGGAAACUGGGACUUGCUGGGCACCCCACAGGAGUGUGUGGCGGAGGAGCAUGGCCUUCCAGGGAGGCUUGGUGAUGCUUUUGGAUUUUUGGCCAACUGUCCCUCUGCACAACAUCAGUCCCAUGAAACUCCCAGUGGGACAGCUGGUGGGGCUGAGGAACGACCCCAGGGUUGCCUCAGCUCAGCCCCAGGGCCCUGCACCUCUCCCCGGUUUGGGGGCCAGUAUCCUCCCUGGUCCGACUGGUGGCUAAGGGGGUCCUGCCUGGGUUUCAGGGCCGCCUGGGCAGAAUGUCACGAUGGACGAGGGGGGCAUGCCCCUGCUCCCUGACUGCCUAGUCUACCAGAUCUUCCUGAGCUUGGGCCCUGCAGACGUGUUGGCCGCUGGGCUGGUAUGCCGCCAGUGGCAGGCUGUGUCCCGAGAUGAGUUCCUGUGGAGGGAGCAGUUCUACCGCUACUACCAGGUGGCCCGUGAUGUGCCCCGACACCCAGCAGCCACAUCCUGGUAUGAGGAGUUCCGGCGGCUCUAUGACACAGUGCCCUGCGUGGAGGUGCAGACGCUCAGGGAGCACACUGACCAGGUCCUGCACCUCAGCUUCUCCCAUUCGGGCUACCAGUUUGCUUCCUGCUCCAAGGACUGCACUGUGAAGAUCUGGAACAACGACCUGACCAUCUCCCUGCUACACAGCGCAGACAUGCGGCCCUACAACUGGAGCUACACCCAGUUCUCCCAGUUCAACCAGGACGACUCACUGCUGCUGGCCUCGGGGGUGUUCUUGGGGCCCCACAACUCCUCCUCUGGCGAGAUCGCGGUCAUCAGCCUAGACAACUUCGCGCUGCUGUCCCGUGUCCGCAACAAGCCCUACGACGUGUUCGGCUGCUGGCUUACCGAGACCAGCCUGAUCUCAGGGAACCUGCACCGCAUUGGAGACAUCACCUCCUGCUCGGUGCUCUGGCUCAACAACGCCUUCCAGGAUGUUGAGUCCGAGAACGUCAAUGUGGUGAAGCGGCUCUUUAAGAUCCAGAACCUCAACGCCAGCACCAUCCGCACAGUGAUGGUGGCCGACUGCGGUCGCUUUGACAGCCCCGACCUCCUGCUGGACACCAGUGCGCCCCCUGGCCGUGUCUUUGACCUUGGCAGCGACGGUAUUGACGAAGAUGAGGGUGAGGGGGCUGGCCAGGCCCCCCUGCGCACCGAGAAGGGCUUGCGGCGCCUCCUGGACGGGCUGCUGGACGCGCGGGCACCGCCGCCGCUGGCGGAGCGCACGCUGGAGACCAAGGUGGCGGAGCUGCUGGCCCAGGGCCGCACCAAGCCCCCUGAGCGCAGCGCGGCCAGCGCCCAGAACAAGCUCCUCAUCUUCACCACGGGCUGCCUCACCUACUCACCGCACCAGAUCGGCAUCAAGCAGAUCCUGCCGCACCAGAUGACCACAGCCGGGCCCGUGCUGGGAGAGGGGCGGGGCUCCGACGCCUUCUUCGAUGCGCUGGACCACGUGAUCGACGUGCACGGACACAUCAUCGGCAUGGGGCUGUCCCCCGACAAUAGGUACCUGUACGUGAACAGCCGCGCCUGGCCCAGCGGCUCAGUGGUGGCGGACCCCAUGCAGCCGCCGCCCAUCGCGGAGGAAAUCGACCUGCUGGUGUUCGACCUGAAGACCAUGCGGGAGGUGAAGCGGGCCCUGCGCGCGCACCGGGCCUACACGCCCAACGACGAGUGCUUCUUCAUCUUCCUGGACGUGAGCCGGGACUUCGUGGCCAGUGGGGCCGAGGACCGGCACGGCUACAUCUGGGACCGCCACUACAACAUCUGCCUGGCCAAGCUGCGGCAUCAGGACGUGGUCAACUCGGUGGUCUUCAGCCCCCAGGAGCAGGAACUUCUGCUGACCGCCAGCGACGACGCCACCAUCAAAGCCUGGCGCUCGCCCCGCACCACGCGCAUCCACAAGGCUCCGCGCCCACGCCCCUUCUCCUGGUUUGUCAGCCAGAGGCGCUGAAGGGCGCGGCCAAGAGGAGCACCCUGCGGUCCUCUGGCUGCUGGGACCCACUGAGGACCCACGGAGGCUGUGGCCCUUUCCCACGGCUGAGCUGCUGCCCAGAUCGCGUGGGGGGCAGAGGCGCUCACAGCAGUAAUGCCUUAGGAAGGGGGUCGGGCAGGGGCUGCAGGGAUUGGAGGGCCUGACUCCCACCACACUCGCGCACACCGCCUCCCACAGCCAUGACACUUAGCACUGGGGCACCUGGGGCGGCCUCCUGGCUGGCUUGGAGUGCACAGGACACAGAGCCCCCUCUUUACCCACCCUUUCCCCGGGCCUGGGCCCUGGGCGGUCAGCACGACAGUACCCCUCAGCUGGGCCUGUGGGGCCCAGGGUGGCGUUCCUGGUCCGACCUUGCCCUGGGAGCUCUGGGCUCCCCCUCUGGUCAGUGAUGCGGGUCAGUCUGUCAUGGGCCCGGGUGAACUGCAUGUCACUAGUCACCUGUUCAGGACCUGAAUAAACAGUUGGCAACAGCAAA
This is a messenger RNA of Miniopterus natalensis, 2723 nucleotides long. The record is from RefSeq and is a predicted model, not a curated record. Lineage: Eukaryota; Metazoa; Chordata; Mammalia; Chiroptera; Miniopteridae.